Symbiodinium natans is the source of this 384-nucleotide messenger RNA. Lineage: Eukaryota; Dinophyceae; Suessiales; Symbiodiniaceae. The record is from the annotation of a GenBank genome assembly.
AUGCGAACGUUGGCCGAGCUCAUGGAGGGGCCCAGCCAGCCAGGACCUUCCAACGACUUCGGCGAGAUACUGCUUGGCACCAAUGAUGUAUCAGACCUCGGUUUCGUGGCGUUGUGCGACGCGCUCUGCCCGGGGCGUGCCACACUGGGCUAUCUGAACCUGACCAGCAAUCGGCUGACCUCUGUGUCCGUGUGCCGCAUGACCGCCGUGCUGGAAAGCUGGUGCCAAGCGGCUGUGGAUCUCCUACCGCUGGGCGGCGUGGACGUCACCUACAACGAUGCAUCGAUACAGUCGGUCCUGGGAUUCCGCAGCGCCCUGCGGCGUUUGUCUGCGACGCGUCCGAAGGACGCCUGCCAGCAUAUGUUCACUGCUGGCUGUGGCUGA